This is a messenger RNA of Saccostrea echinata, 789 nucleotides long. RefSeq lists its product as uncharacterized. Bases 1 to 789 code for a protein of 262 amino acids. Lineage: Eukaryota; Metazoa; Mollusca; Bivalvia; Ostreida; Ostreidae. The transcript has a single exon. The record is from RefSeq and is a predicted model, not a curated record.
AUGGGAGUACCCGCGGAUAUUCUACUUAGUCGAGGAAUUGUACGAUUACAUGGAACUACUAUACCAUGCAUUCAAGUUAAAUCAGACAACAAAUGCCGAAGAGUUACAGCUGCUGAUAAUUAUGUUGUUCCCCCUUACAGUGAGAAGAUUAUUCAAGCUUUUGUCGAGAGGAAUGACGAUGGUACAGAGCCUACAGAGUUUAUAGUGGAACCAAAUGAGAAAUUUUCAGAAAAGUAUGAAUUGUUAAUGGCAUGUUCUUUGAUUGACAUAGAGAAAAGUACUACAGUACCUGUCAGACUUUUGAAUCCAACUUGUACACAAAAACAGAUAUGGCAAUAUGUCGUACUUGGAAAUGCUGAAGAGUUUCUAUAUGAAACUGUGCUGGAAGAUCCUGGCGGAAGCGCAGAUAAUAUUACAAUAGGACACACUGUCAGGCAUACCACUGAAACAGAAAAAGGACAAUUAAAUGAAAAAUUACCUGAACAUUUAAGACAAUUAUACGAAGACUCCUUGAAGUCUAAUGAACUUGAUGAAAAGUCACAGAGAGAUCUGUUCAAAUUGCUAUUUGACUUUCAAGACACUUUUUCUAAGAACGACUUAGACUUGGGUUUGACUCAUAUUAAUGAGCAUGCGAUUGAUACUGGCAAUGCUAGACCAAUUGAACUUCCACCCAGAAGAGUUCCUAUUGCUUAUGCUGAAGCUGAACUUAAAACAAUUACAGAUAUGGAAAAAGAGGGAAUCAUUCGAAAAUCAAAUUCUCCCUGGGCUUCACCUCUGAACCUUGUUUAG